GGUGUACGACGGGGAGGAGCACGGGCGCUUCAUGGAGAAGCUGGAGGCGCGGAUCCGCAACCACGACCGCGAGAUCGAGAAGAUGUGCAACUUCCACUACCAGGGCUUCGUGGAUUCCAUCACCGAGCUGCUCAAGGUCCGGGGGGAAGCCCAGAAGCUCAAGAACCAAGUGACGGACACCAACCGGAAGCUGCAGAACGAAGGGAAAGAGCUGAUCCUGGCCAUGGAGGAGCUGAGGCAGUGCCGGCUGCAGCAGAGGAACAUCUCGGCCACGGUGGAUAAGCUCACGCUGUGUCUCCCCGUGCUGGAGAUGUACAGCAAGCUGCGGGACCAGAUGAAAUCCAAGAGGCACUACCCGGCCCUGAAGACCCUGGAGCACCUGGAGCACACGUUCCUGCCCCAGGUGAGCCACUACCGCUUCUGCAAGGUGAUGGUGGACAACAUCCCGCUGCUGCGCGAGGAGAUCAAGGAGCUCUCCAUGUCCGACCUCAAGGACUUCCUGGAGAGCAUCCGCAAGCACUCGGACAAGAUCGGCGAGACCGCCAUGAAGCAGGCGCAGCAACAGAGAAACCUGGACAACAUCGUGUCCCAGCAGCCCAGGAUUGGCGGGGGGAAGAAAUCCAAGAAGGAAUUCAGCGCCAGCUCCGAGCUGGAGGUGAAGAACACCAGCCCCAUGUCGGAGCAGGAUUCGGGGAUCCUGGAUGUGGAGGAUGAGGAUGAGGAGGAGGAGGUGCCUGGAGCCCAGGAUUUGGUGGAUUUCUCCCCGGUCUAUCGAUGCCUCCACAUCUACUCCGUCCUGGGAGCCCGGGAGACCUUUGAGAGCUACUACAGGAAGCAGAGGAGAAAACAAGCGCGGCUGGUGCUGCAGCCUCCCUCCAACAUGCACGAAACUUUGGACGGCUACAGGAAGUAUUUCAAUCAAAUUGUAGGGUUCUUCGUGGUGGAGGAUCACAUCCUGCACACCACCCAGGGCCUGGUCAAUCGUGCCUACAUCGAUGAGCUGUGGGAGAUGGCCCUGUCCAAAACCAUCGCCGCCCUGAGGACUCACUCCUCCUACUGCUCCGACCCCGGCCUGGUGUUGGACCUGAAGAACCUCAUCGUGCUCUUCGCCGACACGCUCCAGGGUUACGGCUUCCCGGUGAACCAGCUCUUCGACAUGCUGCUGGAGGUCCAGGAGCAGUACAGCGAGACCCUGCUGAAGAAAUGGGCCGGGCUCUUCAGGAAUAUCCUUGACUCGGAUAACUACAGCCCCAUCCCGGUGGGGAAUGAAGACGUUUAUAAGAAAAUCGUCGGACAGUUCCCAUUCCAGGAUGCUGAACUUGAAAAGCAGCCCUUCCCGAAGAAGUUCCCCUUCUCGGAGUUCGUGCCCAAGGUUUACAGCCAGAUCAAGGAGUUCAUCUACGCCUGCCUCAAGUUCUCCGAGGACCUGCACCUCAGCUCCACGGAAGUCGAUGACAUGAUCAGAAAAUCCACAAAUCUGCUGCUGACCCGGACCCUGAGCAACUGUUUACAGAACGUCAUCAAGAGGAAAAACGUUGGCCUGACAGAGCUGGUUCAGAUCAUCAUCAACACCACGCACCUGGAGAAAUCCUGCAAGUUCCUGGAGGAGUUCAUCACCAACAUCACCAACGUGCUCCCCGAGACCGUGCACACCACCAAGCUCUACGGGACCACCACCUUCAAGGACGCCCGGCACGCCGCCGAGGAGGAGAUCUACACCAACCUCAACCAGAAGAUCGACCAGUUCCUGCAGCUGGCAGACUACGACUGGAUGGCGCCGGAGCCGGGCGGCAGGGCCAGCGAUUACCUGGUGGAUCUCAUCGGCUUCCUGCGCAGCACCUUCGCCGUCUUCACCCACCUCCCGGGGAAGGUGGCGCAGACGGCCUGCAUGUCGGCCUGCAAGCACCUCUCGACGUCGCUGCUGCAGCUGCUGCUGGAGGCCGAGGUGAGGCAGCUGACGCUGGGCGCCCUGCACCAGUUCAACCUGGACGUGGAGGAGUGCGAACAGUUUGCCAGAUCCGGCCCAGUGCCUGGGUUCCAAGGGGACACGCUGCAGUUGGCCUUCAUCGACUUGAGACAACUCCUGGAUCUGUUCAUCCAGUGGGAUUGGUCCACGUAUCUGGCCGACUACGGGCAGCCCACGUGCAAGUACCUCCGUGUGAACCCCACCACGGCCCUCAUCCUGCUGGAAAAGAUGAGGGACACCAGCAGGAAAAACAACGUUUUCGCCCAGUUCCGGAAAAACGAGCGGGACAAGCAGAAGCUGAUCGACACCGUGGCCAAGCAGCUGCGCGGCCUCAUCAACAGCCACCACUCCUGAGGGCCUCGGGAUCUCCUUCCCGCGGCCUGGACUUCGGGAAUCCCGUCGGGAGAGAAGAUUUGUAUUUUUUUAUUCGCCUUGGAAAAUCUCCGCGGAGCCUCCCCGCUCCACCCCGGCGGCAAAACGCUCCCAGUGGAACGAUCCCGGGAAAAGAGGUGGUGGCAGGAGCCUCCUGGAUAAGCUCCUAUUUUCAGGGGUUUAGGAAGUGAUGGGAAUUCUUGGAGCCUGGGAGAAGUUCGCACCCGGACUGGGUUGGUUUGGUUUUUUUUUGUUUUGGUUUGGGUUUUUGUUUUUUGGUCAAAGCCAAAUUGAAGGGAUCAUCCUGCCUUCCUUUUGUUAAUUUAUUCCCUUGGGAAACAGAGAAACCUGGGAAGAGCCAUGGAUUUGGGUUCUCUGGGCAGAGGGCCAUCCUGAGUGUGUCCUGUGGUUUGGAUUUAGGUAGGAAAAAGGGAUUUCCCAGGAUUUUUCCCCUCCUCUUUUCCCCCUCCAUGGGCUGAUUUCCACGUUAGUCUGCAAAUCCCUGGAAUUGCCGCCCUUUCCCGCGUGUCCGUGACCAUCCCUGAGCUCCUCUCCUGGACCUGCCAGGGGCUGUGGGAUCAUGGAGGAGGGUUUGGAGCGGCCUCCUUGAUGAGAUUUGGGAAGGGAAAGCCAAAGGAUAAUCUGGGAAUGUGUCCUGUGGCACCGCUCCGGGGCUGGGCUGCUGCUGGACACAUCCAUGGAUGGGGAUCCAGAGGGGAUGGAUGCUCCGCAGGGAUGGGGGGAAGGCACACUGGGAUCUGUCCAGGAGGGGGUUUUUCCCCUCUCUUUUCCAUGCUGGUGUUCCAUCUUCCCUCUCCUCUUGAUGAUUCCAUAGGGAAAACUUCCCUGGGUCCUCCUGGUUGGAGCUGAACCAGUGGGAAUCUCCUGGACACAUCCAUGGAUGGGGAUCCAGAGGGGAUGGAUGCUCCGCAGGGAUGGGGGGAAGGCACACUGGGAUCUGUCCAGGAGGGGGUUUUUUUCCCUCUCUUUUCCAUGCUGGUGUUCCAUCUUCGCUCUCCUCUUGAUGAUUCCAUAGGGAAAACUUCCUCCUGGUUGGAGCUGGACCAGUGGGAAUCUCCUGGACACAUCCAUGGAUGGGGAUCCAGAGGGGAUGGAUGCUCCGUAAGGAUGGGGGGAAGGCACACUGGGAUCUGUCCAGGAGGGGUUUUUUUCCCUCUCUUUUCCAUGCUGGUGUUCCAUCUUCCCUCUUCUCUUGAUGAUUCCAUAGGGAAAACUUCCUCCUGGUUGGAGCUGGACCAGUGGGAAUCUCCUGGACACAUCCAUGGAUGGGGAUCCAGAGGGGAUGGAUGCUCCACAGGGAUGGGGGAAGGCACACUGGGAUCUGUCCAAGAGGGGUUUUUCCCCUCUCUUUUCCAUGCUGGUGUCCCAUCUUCCCUCUCCUCUUGAUGAUUCCAUAGGGAAAAAUCCCUCCUGGUUGGAGCUGGACCAGUGGGAGUCUCCUGGAGGCAGUGGGAGAUGCCCCAUGGAGUAGCGCUGCUUCGAAGUGCCUGUGGAUAGAAUUCCCGGUCCCAAAGGUUCCCAAAAUUCCUCUGCUCAAACCAGGCGGCCCCCAAUGGGGGAUUUAAUCCCAGGAUUCCAUGGUUCCAUCCAUAGGGAUUUUCACCCUUCACGUCUCAUCACCUUUUUGCCUCUAAUUCCCCACAUUAUCCAGCCACAUUCCCAGACCCUUGAAGGGAAUUCCAAUCUCCCUGGAAGUGCUGCUCCUGUCCCCAUUCCCAACCCUCUGGAUCCAGAGGUUUCAACCUCCAGCAACAUUUUUGGGGGUUGGUUUUCAUUUGGAGAAGGUUCCUUUGGCUCGAUCCCAGAAUUAAACGGGAACACGGUGGGGAAUGACCCCCUGGAGCUCUUGGGCUGUCCCGGCCGUCUCCAGCUACAGGGACCAAGGGAUUCUUUUCAUUAAUAAGAGGGAAAAUUUGUAAUUCCUGGGUUUUGGAGAGGGAUUGAAGUUUCCUUGUGAACUCCUCUUGGAGGGAUACGGAAGAGGGAUGGAGGGAAAAGCAGCAGGUGAAGGAAAGUUGGAGUCAGCGUGGCCAGAAAGGGAUCAGUUUUGGAGACACCUCUGGAAAUGACCCAGAGGGACAAGGGAUGGGAAUUCCGGGAGUGGGAUGGAGAAGGAGCAGAAACCCCGGGACGCAGGGGAGGGAUUUUGUGCUGCCAUCCCGAAAUUCCAUUUUCCCUUCCUGUAUUUCACUCCACGAGGCAUUCCCAGAAAAAAUCCCCGGCAGAGCCGAGGCGAGGCCUCGUUUCAGAUGCUCCAGGCAGCUCCCACCCUUCCCAAAUCCACGCUGGGCUCCCCUUCCCGUCUCCCUCAGCUGUAAUUCCAGCAGCAGCGACCUGGGAUGGGUUCGCUCUCUCCUUCAGGCUCCCCUUGGAGAAACCAGGAUUGGGAUCCUCCAAACCGGCUCCUGGCGCUCGGGAUUUGCUGCUGGGAAAGUCAAAUCCGGCCAAGGGAGGGAUUCAGGGAGUUCCUGAUCUCGGGAGGUCAAGAGCCGGAACCGCAAGUCAGAGCCCGGGAUGAAAAAUGGGAUUUUGGGACUCUGGUCCCAAUUAACUUUUUGUUCCGAGAGAUGCAGCUCCAUCCAAGCAAAAUUAAUCUUUUAAACAGAUUGCUCCAAAAAAAAACCCCCAAAAAACCUGGAAGACAUCCUAAAUCCCCUCUCAGUCUCUUCCUAAUGAUGGGUGUCCUCCGACACGGAUGGAAUUGCUUAGGAGGGAAAAGUCGCUGCAGGGAAUUUAAAAGGAGGGUGGGAAACAGGGGCAGGACCCGAAUCCAAGAUCUCCAGCUUCCCAAAAUAAAUAACGCUGCUCUCGCCCCUCUCUCCGCAUCCGCUGGACGUUCCUUAGUGGAUUUUAUUUUUUAAGAAAAGAAAAUCGGAUUAUACCGUCGUUUUUCCCGGCUCCAGCAAAUAUAUUCCAGCAACAGUGGGAAAAAAAAUUGUACUAAACCCCGAAUUUGGCUUCCCAGGAAGCUUCUUUCCUUCUUCAGGAGUUGUUCAGGCAUUCCAGGAGUUGGGAAUAAUGCUAUAAAAGUUGUCCAAAGUGGGAAUCUGCAGCCCAGCCCAUCCAUAGGAUGUUCUCCCUGAGCCACCAGCACUUGUGAGGUGGGAAAGGAGGGGUUUUCCUGGGAUUUUUUUGGGGGGUGUUCCUGGAGUUCGAGCCAGAUGCUCCCAGUGAUUUUUGCACUUUGUUCCGGAUCCAAUCCCAACUCCCGCUCGGAUGGAGCCGGGAUUGGGGUGGGAUGCUGCUGCUUCGGGGUUGUUUUCUCCCAGAUUGGCUGCUUUGGGGGAGGUGGAAUUCCGAGCAGGAGCUGUGGGAAGGGUCAUGGAGGCCCCAAAUUCCUCGGAAAGUUCUGGAAAGCGAGGCUGGGACGGAGCCGGGCCCGCUCCGGGGGCAUUGCCGCUGUCACAUCCCUCGUGCUGAAGUUUUGGGAUCCGAUUCCAAGCAGAAUCCAAACCCAAAUUCCUCACCCUCGGGUGUCUCCUGCCUCCCGUUAGUUCUGCCUUGGGUUUGGUGGUUUUUUUGGACCUUGGAGGGGUUUGGAGCAUCCAAACACCGUCCCACGCUCUGGCUGGAUUUGUGUCCCAUCCCUGGGUGCCAGAGGAUUUUUGGGAUCUCUAUCCCAUUUCCCUUACUGCUCCGUGGGGCCUGGAGACCCCUCGUAUCCCCCCCCCAGCACAAUUCCGUGUUUAUCGCACUGCUGGCAGCUCCAAGGGAACACAAAUCCCAUAAAUCCAUCCCAAAUGACUCCGGGAUGGUCCCAGCUCCGCCGUCCACUGGGAUCAGCGGGAAGCGACCCGAACACACCGGGAUUGGCCGGGAAUCACUCCAAAAAUUCCAGGAUGGAGUGGGGGGAGCUCAGGGGAGUUUGUUUCACCCCAAAGCUGCUGCUCCCAUCUCCAGCCCCUCCCUUGCCCCCAGGGCUGGAUUUGGGAAGCUUUUCCCGGAGCUGGGAUCCAUCCCCACCUGCAGCUUCCCAAAAAUCCCACGGGCAGCUCUGGAAUCCUGUCCCAUCCAAGCUGCUCCCUGCCUUGGCUCAUCCCUCGGAUUUUGUUUUGCCCCACACUCCCAUCCCACAUCCCAUCCCUGCCGGCUGCCGGGGUUGCCUUUUCCCGUCGAUUUUGGGGUAGAAGGACCUGAUUUUGGGAACCGAGGUGGUGAAAACAGCUUUUUUUGCACAAGUCGUUGCACAAUAAGGGGAAAAAAUUAGCAAAUUAGGUUUAACUUUAAAGGGAAUUUUGUUGUUUUGGUUUUUUGGUUUUUUGUUGGUUUUUUUUUUUCUCAUUUGUUUGUUUUUCCUUAAAACUCGCUAGCAGAGCUACUGAUUCCAAGAGGAGAAGGAGCUGGAAUGGUUGGAGAAAGGACUGCAUGGUUGUUUACAGGUUCAAUUCUGUUAGAAAUUAGCAUGUUGGACAUUUAUCCUGGUGUAAUUCCAAUUAAACAAAUACAGCAUUUAACUGUUUCA
This is a messenger RNA of Hirundo rustica (Barn swallow), 6821 nucleotides long. RefSeq names its product exocyst complex component 6B (gene EXOC6B). NCBI's taxonomy places the organism in Eukaryota, Metazoa, Chordata, Aves, Passeriformes, Hirundinidae. Gene Ontology annotation, biological process: intracellular protein transport; exocytosis; Golgi to plasma membrane transport. The transcript is spliced from 21 exons. The record is from RefSeq and is a predicted model, not a curated record. Bases 32 to 2320 code for a protein of 762 amino acids. Gene Ontology annotation, cellular component: exocyst; membrane.